AUAUUUGCUAGUGUCUGAGUCGUAGCCCACCCUCUUCAUGCCCUCAGGCAGGCGGUAGCUGUCCUCGUCAUACUGUGUCCAGCGGCCCAUGAUCGUAACGAGAGAAUAAUUGGGGAUCAAGGAGGUCUCUGGAGUACCUUUUGUACCUGCUGCUUGCCAGCUGCGCGACGGAGCCAGUCGGUCGAUCUGGACGGGAGAGAUGAUGGGUGGGGCUAGGCACUGCCUCCGGCGAGCACACGGCAAGCUGGAUCAGUGACGCCGUCUUUAUCGUUCCCUCCGUCUCCCUGUCCCCGUCAAAUUGCAUUAUAUAUAAAUAUCCUCAACGCUGACGCCUAUGCCAUCGAUCUUUUUUGCGCAAUCCUCUCCCGACGCCGUUAACGGCGAUGUCGACGCCCGCGACGAAAGUUCUGCGCGUCGCGCUCCGCGGCGAUGCCAUCCUCACCCAUCCGCGCUUUAACAAGGGCACCGCGUUUCCGGUGCGCGAGCGCAAGGCCUUUGGCCUCACCAGCCGUCUCCCAUACCGCGUCAACACACUGGAAGAGCAAUGUCGUCGAGCCUAUGACCAGCUGACCACGCGCGACUCGGCGAUUCGCAAGAACACGUUCCUACAGAGCUUGAAGGACCAAAAUUGGACACUGUACUAUGGGCUCAUCAGCAGGCAUUUGAAGGAGCUCAUCCCUAUCAUCUACACCCCGACUCAGGCUGAUGCGAUCGCCAACUACUCCCACUUGUUCCGACGCAGCGAAGGAAUGUACUUGACAUUUCCGCAUCAAGAGUCAAUGGAGGAAGACUUCUUAGAGCAGACGAGGGGACGCGACAUCCAGUUGUUCGUAUGCUCGGACGCGGAGGCAAUCCUCGGGAUCGGGGACCAGGGCGUUGGUGGCAUCGGUAUUUCUGCGGCAAAAUCGGCUAUUUAUACGCUUCUUGGCGGAAUUGAUCCUUCGAAAGCAAUCAGUGUCACACUCGACCUGGGCACGGACAAUCAGCAGCUGCUCAAAGACGAUCUCUACGUCGGCUGGCCAAGCCCCCGCGUGCGCGGGAAGCCUUAUGACAGAUUCAUCGACAAGUUCGUACAGCUUGUGCGCAAGUACCAUCCACACAGUCUGCUCCACUUUGAAGACUUUGGUGUACAAAACGCGAAGCGGUUGCUCGACUUCUACCGGGACAAACACGCGGUAUUUAAUGAUGACGUUCAAGGCACUGGUGCAGUCUCUCUGGCGGCUCUGAUGUCGGCAGUGGGCGUGACCAAAUCGCGUCUCUCGGACCAGCGGAUUGUGAUCUACGGCGCAGGCACGGCUGGACUGGGUAUCACCAAACAACUACGCGACGGAAUGUUGGAUAUCGAUGGUCUCUCACAGUCCGAGGCGAACAAGCGGUUCUUCCUCCUUGACCGGUACGGCCUCGUGAAGCAGUCGCUUGGCCCCACCAAGAUUCGCGAGGCAUUGCAAGAAUUCGUGCGCCCGGACGCGGAGUGGGAAGGUGUGCCCACGAACGAGAACGGCGAAAUAGGGCUAUACGAUGUCAUGAAGAGGAUCAAGCCCACGGUGCUUGUCGGAUGCUCGACACAGGGCGGCGCAUUCACGGAGAAGGUCAUCCGGGAAAUGGCGCAAGGCGUAGAACGUCCGAUCAUCUUCCCGCUGUCGAACCCGAGCAGGCUGGCAGAGGUGGACCCGAAGGACGCGAACGAGUGGACCGACGGUAAGGCACUGAUGGCAAGUGGUAGCCCAUUCCCUCCGUGCAAGAACCCUCGUGGUGGCAAGGACUACAUCGUCGCUGAGUGCAACAACGCGCUCAUCUAUCCUGGCCUCGGCUACGGCGCAAUGAUUACCCGAGCCCGCUCGCUCAGCGACUCGAUGAUCAUCGCCGGCGCGCGUCGGCUCGCCUCACUCUCGCCUGCACUCGCUGACCCCGACAGCCCGCUGCUGCCCAACUUUUCGGACGCGCGAUACAUCAACACGGAAAUCGCGGUCGCAGUUGCGCAGCAGGCACUCGACGAGGACCUUGCAGAGGUGCCCUGGAGCAAGGAGGAGGUGCGCGAUCAAAUCAUCGCGGGCCAGUGGCAACCGGUAUACGCGGACUUCAUCUAUGACAAGGAUGGGCUACGUUGAGCAUUCUAGAUGGGUACGGCUUUGUUAUAGAUUGGACGGCUGGUCCGAAAGGUAGAUGUCUGGCUAGAUCCCGGUUCGCGAUAGCUAGAUGUUGCACUAGGUUAUACCGAUGACUGCUGUACUAGAGAGUGCUGUACAAGAAGGACAUUAUAUUGUUGCACGGAAACAAAUCUUUAUGCACUACCACGUUUAGACGACGAUCCGUGGAGUAUGCAGGAGUCUUGCGGUGGAGGUCA
This is a messenger RNA of Laetiporus sulphureus 93-53, 2344 nucleotides long. RefSeq lists its product as uncharacterized. The record is from RefSeq and is a predicted model, not a curated record. Gene Ontology annotation, molecular function: NAD binding; malate dehydrogenase (decarboxylating) (NAD+) activity. Lineage: Eukaryota; Fungi; Basidiomycota; Agaricomycetes; Polyporales; Laetiporaceae. The transcript is spliced from 10 exons. Gene Ontology annotation, biological process: malate metabolic process; pyruvate metabolic process. Bases 384 to 2108 code for a protein of 574 amino acids. Gene Ontology annotation, cellular component: mitochondrion.